UCCACAUCCACUCGCUCACAUGAUCCGCCCGUCUUUCUCACUUCUUCAUCUUCAUCUCACUCGUCGUUGUUGUUGUUGUUGUUCUCUUGAUCUUCAUCUUUCACUCUCCCAAUUCCUUUGUCCUUUCGUCAAUCUCUCCAUUCCUGUGUUUGUCGGUUUUCGAACCUCUGUCCGAUCUUCCCUUUUGUCCUGUCUCUUCCUCCCCCUGUUUUGAUCUUAUCUUUCCUUACUUUCCUUUCCACUGUCCAUUCUCACUCAACUCCAUCGUCCCAUCACUCCUUUGGUAUCUGUCCUCUGUGGAUCGAUUAAACUUCGAGACACCUGGAGCAACGCCUCCUGCUAUUGUCUCCCUUGCGUCGUUUCCCCCCUCCCGAACCUUUUCUCCUCUCUUCCGACCUGUGCCAUCAUCCGCUUUCGACCCUCCCACUCCUUUCAUUAGCCCCCAUCGGCCUCUUUGUCUCAAAUCCGGACUAGGCUAUCGAUUCCUUUACACCGAUUCCCAGCUUGCUCGACUGUUCCGACGCUCAGAUCUUUCCCUCUCGACUCGUCUCGACAAGCCCCAUUGAUCGCAGGAUUGCCCUCAUCGAUACCGUCGAGCACGCUGGCCGAUAUCCUCUUUCCUCGUUUACUGAUGGAGCCCGCUCCAUGCUAGCCUAACCUUCCUUUAACCUUUCCCUUAUCAUCCCUUUCUCCUUUCUUCGCAUCGUCUUCACUCCCUUCACCAUGGGCUUAUCGCCGUCCAACAGCCACCAUCGACGGCGGAGCUCAGUGCUCACCAGCACGGCUGGUUCAUCCCAUGCCGCUGCCCUAGACCAGCGGGACGACCCGUCGAGAUUGACCGGCGAUGGCCUCGGAUACAAGCGGGACGACCUGAAAGUGGGCGAGGAUCCAGACGUGUCGGACCUUUCCUCAAUUGCGGAGAGUGUGGAAAUGGAUCAUAUCAGCUCGGAUGACGACAUUCAAGAUGACGAGGAAACGGGCCUCACGGCGAGACAACGACGCCAGAGACGACGACGGAGACAACAACGCAGGCAGUUGGAUGCUCGGAUUGCCGGGGUCAAGGCGUCGAAGACCGAUGAUCUCGCGGGUCAGAGUGUCACCCAGCGGCUCCUGAUUAAUGCGACGUUGAUCCUGAUGUGGUAUUUCUUUUCGCUGGCGAUCUCGAUUUACAACAAGUGGAUGUUCUCCGAAGAUGACAUCGUCUUUCCCUACCCUCUCUUCACCACGAGUUUGCAUAUGCUGGUUCAGUUCACGCUCGCCUCGACCCUCCUUUGGAUCUUCCCCUCCUUACGGCCAAAGGCUCCCCCUCCGCCCGAUGGCGCGGAACCCGAACCCCUCCUGACCAAGCUCUUCUACUUCACUCGUCUCGUCCCCUGCGGAACGGCCACGUCGCUCGAUAUUGGUCUGGGGAACAUGUCCCUCAAAUUCAUCUCGCUCACCUUUUUGACCAUGUGUAAAUCGUCCGCCCUCGCCUUUGUCCUCAUCUUCGCCUUCCUCUUCCGCCUCGAAACCCCGUCGUUCAAGCUCAUCCUCAUCAUCGCCGCCAUGACCGUCGGCGUCGUCAUGAUGGUCGCCGGCGAGACGGCCUUCAAUACCAUCGGCUUCGUCCUCGUCAUCGCCUCGGCCUUCUUCUCCGGCUUCCGGUGGGGCUUGACACAGAUCCUCCUUCUCCGCCAUCCUGCCACCGGCAAUCCCUUCUCCACCCUCUUCUUCCUCACUCCCGUGAUGUUCCUGUCCCUCAUCGUGAUUGCCACCUCGAUUGAGGGCCCGUCCCAGAUCUUCACCGGCGUGGUGGCCCUCACCGACGAGCACGGGGGUGCCUUCGCGGCGUUCCUCCUCGUCUUCCCGGGCGUGCUCGCCUUCUGCAUGAUCGCGGCCGAGUUUGCCCUUCUGAAACGGUCCUCCGUGGUCACCCUGAGUAUCUGCGGCAUAUUCAAAGAGGUGGUCACCAUCAGUGCGGCCGGUGUCAUCUUCCACGACCAGCUGACGCUGAUCAAUUUGACGGGCUUGUUCGUGACGAUCUGCAGCAUCGGCUGCUACAAUUAUAUGAAAAUCGCCAAGAUGCGCGCCGAUGCCCAAAAGGCCUCGUGGGACCGGACUCCGGAUCUGGACUCGGACUCGGAGGACCUGGGUCCCGUCCGGACCCGGGGUGGAUACCACCAGGUCGCGGACCAGGAGACCACGAUGGUGGAGUCCCCCACGAUCCACGUCGAUGACAAUGUCAAUAUCACGCCCCCGAGCGACUUGCCCAUCAACGGAGGACGGUCGUUCCGGGUUCGCGCCAGCGGGGCGAGCAGUGCUGUCCACGGGCUCAGCAUCAACACCACAAACCUGGAGGAUCCGGAUAAGAUCCAAGUGUCUCGGCCGUCUCCCAUGAAGUCGGCCCCGCCGAUCGUCAUCUCCGCCGACACGCAGUUCCCGCCCCAGGGGACGCGGGGACCCAGCCCGUCCGAGGAUACUCGAUCAUCGCCCGAACGACACCACGCCAGUGAUGGACAAUGAUUGGACCGCUCAGCUACCUUGUCCUCUCUCGUCUCUUGUACUCCGACUGUCGAUGCGUUGCCUCCAUGCCGUUCUCAUCCAGCUCUCCAAUCGCGUCUUAACGCAUACCCAGGCUCUCCGUGAGCCAGGAAGAUCUUCGAGAGCAGCGGCCCGUGAAAGACAACGCCCACGCUGGCAAUGCGAUAUACACGCGUCCUCACAUCUGUUGAUUUAUAUCCACGACUCGGGCCCGCACUUCCCUGGAAGCGCACAGUCCACCGCACAUAUUGGCGCGGCUUCGUAUAGAGUGAUUGUUUCGCGUGAUGUACCAUGUCUACUACUACCCAAGAAAAUAUCUCAUCUCAUCUCAUCUUAUAUAUCUUAGCAUUUGGACUUCCAGCUGAAGUCUGGCAUAUUAUACAGAAUACCCAUUUGCAUUGAA
Messenger RNA from Aspergillus candidus, 2923 nucleotides. RefSeq names its product putative nucleotide-sugar transporter. The transcript has 2 exons. NCBI's taxonomy places the organism in Eukaryota, Fungi, Ascomycota, Eurotiomycetes, Eurotiales, Aspergillaceae. Gene Ontology annotation, biological process: UDP-glucose transmembrane transport. The record is from RefSeq and is a predicted model, not a curated record. The coding region runs from base 724 to 2502 and encodes 592 amino acids. Gene Ontology annotation, molecular function: antiporter activity. Gene Ontology annotation, cellular component: cis-Golgi network; endoplasmic reticulum-Golgi intermediate compartment; Golgi apparatus.